This is a messenger RNA of Mustela erminea (ermine), 1104 nucleotides long. RefSeq names its product heme oxygenase 2-like. The record is from RefSeq and is a predicted model, not a curated record. Gene Ontology annotation, biological process: heme oxidation; heme catabolic process; response to oxidative stress. The coding region runs from base 37 to 456 and encodes 139 amino acids. Lineage: Eukaryota; Metazoa; Chordata; Mammalia; Carnivora; Mustelidae. Gene Ontology annotation, molecular function: heme binding; heme oxygenase (decyclizing) activity. The transcript has a single exon.
GAAGAGUGAGCGCAGCAGCAAUCACACUCAGCAACGAUGUCAGCAGAACUGGAGACUUCAGAGGGGGUGGAUGAGUCGGAGAAAAAGAGCUCCGGGGCCUCAGAAAAAGAAAACCACACCAAGAUGGCCGACCUCUCUGAGCUCCUGAAGGAAGGGACCAAGGAAGCACAUGACCGGGCAGAAAACACCCAAUUUGUCAAGGACUUCUUGAAAGGCAACAUCAGGAAGGAACUGUUUAAGCUGGCCACUACUGCACUUUACUUCACAUAUUCAGCCCUCGAGGAGGAAAUGGAGCGCAACAAGGACCACCCAGCCGUUGCCCCCUUGUACUUCCCCAUGGAGCUACACCGGAAGGAGGCACUGACCAAGGACAUGGAGUAUUUCUUUGGUGAGGACUGGGAGGAGAAGGUGCGGUGUUCUGAGGCUGCCCAAAAGUACGUGGAACGGAUCCAUUAGGUGGGGCAGAAUGAGCCAGAGCUACUGGUGGCCCAUGCCUACACCCGCUAUAUGGGGGACCUCUCAGGGGGACAAGUGCUGAAGAAGGUGGCCCAGCGGGCCCUGAAACUUCCCAGCACAGGAGAAGGGACCCAGUUCUAUCUGUUUGAGAAUGUGGACAAUGCACAACAGUUCAAGCAGUUGUACCGGGCCAGAAUGAAUGCCUUGGACCUGAACCUGAAGACCAAAGAGAGGAUUGUGGAGGAGGCCAACAGGGCCUUUGAGUACAACAUGCAGAUAUUCAAUGAACUGGACCAGGCUGGCUCCGUGUUGGCCAGGGAGACCCGGGAGGAUGGGCUCCCCGUGCACGAUGGGAAAGGAGAUGUGCGCAAAUGCCCGUACUAUGCUGCUAAACCAGACAGAGGUGCCCUGGAGGGCAGCAGCUGCCCCUUCCAAACAGCCCUGGCGGUGCUGAGUAAGCCCAGCCUGCAGUUCAUUCUGGCCGCUGGUGUGGCUCUGGUUGCUGGCUUCCUGGCCUGGUACUACAUGUGAAGGAACCAUCAUACCACAUUGGCGCCCUCCUCCCAAGUGACCACUGGCCUGCCCCCACCUCCACCGGUGACUAAGCUACCACCUCAGGUGACUUUUUUUAAAUGCUGGUUUUGAGAA